This is a messenger RNA of Sitodiplosis mosellana (orange wheat blossom midge), 1636 nucleotides long. RefSeq names its product zinc finger protein OZF-like. Gene Ontology annotation, cellular component: nucleus. The record is from RefSeq and is a predicted model, not a curated record. The transcript is spliced from 2 exons. Bases 1 to 1380 code for a protein of 459 amino acids. Lineage: Eukaryota; Metazoa; Arthropoda; Insecta; Diptera; Cecidomyiidae.
AUGUCUCGACGUAGCAUUCACCGAAAUGAACCCAUUCAAAGGUGUCUCUGGGGACGCAGAAAGCACAAGUCAAAGUGCUCAAAUGUUGAAAUCAAGCAAGAGCCGACGAUUAAGGAAGAACACAAUGACAGUGACGAUGUCAUGAACAUACCACAGCCGAGAGUUGAUAGAAGAUAUCGUGCGGAUUACAAAGGACCGGUCGACUUUGGCUAUGACUUCGAUGAGGUAAAGGACGAAGUCAAAUGUGAAGAAGAAGAGAUGGGCAAAGACAAAGGCUCGACACCAUGUGAACGAUCGAAUGAAAGUGCCGCCGUCAACGAUGAUGAAAACGAAGAUCCGAUGGGUGAUGCAAUCGAUGUGGAACCACCGCAACAAGUCAACAGUAGAAAUAAACGGAAUGGAAGUUCCAAAAGACGAAACGAACGAACGAUUCCCAGAAAUCAAGCGGCUAAAAAGCAAAAGAAGCACAAAUGUCAUGUGUGCAAUCAUUUGGCAAGUAGGAAGACUAACCUCGUCAUACACUUGCGAACUCACACUGGAGAAAAGCCGUUUCAGUGUGAUGUUUGUUCGAAGUCCUUUACACAAAAAAGUCAUCUGAACAGUCAUAAGGAAACGCAUGGCCAAUUUCGUUGCUCAAAAUGUAAUCAAGGAUUUGAAGAAGAAUCAGUCAAGAUCGACCACGAAGUGUUAUGCAAUCCUGCACAAUUCGAAUGCGAUAUUUGUAGAUACAGAGCAAUGCACAAAUCAAAUUUGACAAGACAUAUGCGGAUCCACACAGAAGAAAAGCCGUUCGAGUGCUCAAUUUGUUUCAAGUCGUUCACAACUAACACUAAUCUCCGAAUUCAUUCAAUGACGCACAAAAAUGAACUGCCAAAUGCUUGUGCCAAAUGUGGUCGACGAUUUGCUACACCAGACGAUAAGCGUACGCACGAAACGCACUGCCAACGAAGUCCCUUCGCAUGUAAUCAGUGUCAUUACAAAACUUUUAGCAAGCAUUGUUUGGAGCGGCACAUGCAAUCAAAACACGGAGCAAAAAGAUCAAUCGAAUGUGAAAUUUGCGGUAAACAAUUCGUUCAACAGAUGCAAUUAAAUCAGCAUUUGUCAUCAGCACACAACGAUCAAUUCCCAUUCCAAUGCUCCAAGUGCUUCGGAGGAUACGAAACCGAAGAUGCAAGAGAGGUUCAUGAAGACAACUGUGGACACCGUCAGUAUCAAUGCCAUUUGUGUGAAGGGUAUCAACGAAACAUCAUUGUUUUAAAGGCACACAUGCGAAAAGAUCACACUGGGGAGCGGAUUCAAUGCGACGUGUGUGCAGCAAGCUUUGUUCAGAAAAGAUAUGCGGAUCAACACAUGAAAACAGUGCACCGCUUGAAGAAGUAACAUGUCACUCAUCCCAAUAGUUGGAAAGUAGUUGCACUUUCAAUGAAUUGUCCAUGAUUCCUUUCAUUAGAUACGCCAAUUGGAUCAAAGCUUGAUCCAUUUGAAGAAUUUUCAUUCGAAAAAUUCGAGAUUAUUCUAAAAUAACAUUCAAAAUUGUUUAAUCAUAAAAUAUUCAUUAAAUUAUCAAUAUUAGAUUCGAGCUCCAUUUUUGAUUGAAACAAAACGGAACAGAAAUAUAUAUUGAAACUGGAAUAAA